AAACAUGCCACAUCAUCUACUUUUAAAUAUAUUCCAAAACAUUUGUUAAAGAAUAAAAUCUUUUCUCAACUAAUGACAAAUGAAAGUUUUCAAAAUUUGUUUAGUUUAGCACAAUCUGAUAAAGAGUCAAAUAUGUGGGCACAAUUAGCUGAUUUUGGUAGAAGAGGUCUUCUGUCAAAUAGUAGUAGAGAGUAUUUAAUUUUUAAAAACAUGUUGGCUGGCAUGGAUUUACGUUCUAUUUGUUACUUACGUUCAAAAAAUGAAGAUCUUUUGACAAACCCUAAUUUAACCUACGAAAAUGUUGCUAGGUUUGCAUGUGCUGCUAAAGCUUUAAACUGGGAUGGUCCAGUUGUUGCAAUGACAGAUUGUACAAAAAUAAUGUGUGCUGCUAAAGCUUUAAACUGGGAUGGUCCAGUUGUUGCAAUGACAGAUUGUACAAAAGUUCAUUUAAAAUUAUCAUAUUCACAUUCAAAACAUUUGCACAAAGUUUCUAAUAUAAUGAGAUUAGAUAAUGCACAUGAAAAUAUUAAUACUAAUACUGCAAAUCAAUUAAUCACACAAAUUACAAGUAAUGAUUCCGGACAAACUGUUAGAAGAAGAGUGACUAGGUGGCAAGGCAGAAAAAAUAUUGAAAAUAUGUUUAGAACCAAUGAUAAUAUGCCAGAUGGAGAUAAUUACAAAAAUAAUACAAACGAUAAUGGCAAAAAACAUUUACAAGAGGAACAAAUUGUUAUAAAUGUUGAGGAUAAUAAUCAUUAUAAUAUUAAAUGA
Entrophospora sp. SA101 is the source of this 771-nucleotide messenger RNA. NCBI's taxonomy places the organism in Eukaryota, Fungi, Glomeromycota, Glomeromycetes, Entrophosporales, Entrophosporaceae. The record is from the annotation of a GenBank genome assembly.